Protobothrops mucrosquamatus (brown spotted pit viper) is the source of this 2623-nucleotide messenger RNA. RefSeq names its product plexin domain containing 1 (gene PLXDC1). The coding region runs from base 1 to 1971 and encodes 656 amino acids. The transcript has 15 exons. The record is from RefSeq and is a predicted model, not a curated record. Lineage: Eukaryota; Metazoa; Chordata; Lepidosauria; Squamata; Viperidae.
AUGUCUAAGAUAGGCCGGCUGUCGGAGUUUGACACAGCGCAUCCAGAAUGCUGGAGUUCGUACGUGGCCUGGGUAGAGAACUACUUUCGGGUAAAUCAAAUCCGGGAAAACAGCCUCAAAGCUGCUAGUUUGCUGUGUGUCUGUGGGCAAGAGACGUUCGAUAUCACUGAGAAUCUGGUUGCCCCAGCACCACUGGAAUCAAUCGCCUACACUGAAUUGAAGAGGAUGCUUCGAGAGCACUUCGAACCCAAGCUCUCAGCAGCUAGGCCCUGUGAGUUCAAGGACUUGGAAGACAGGCUCAGAGAUCGUUUAGUCUGUGGCCUGCGAAGUCGUGAGUUGCAGCAGAAGCUCUUCACUAAGGAAGACCUCUUGUUCCAAGAUGCCUUGAGGGAAAUUGCAGCUGAAGAAGCAGCCGGCGGAGCUGUAAAGGCCUUGCGGCUAGCCAAGCACCCUCAAGUUCCAGUCACCAUCCAACAAGGACGGUCACGGAGGAAGACUAUGAACAGGAUCCAGAAUCAGAAGUGGACCGGCUGCAUCAGACUUCGGAGAGAAGGCCUCAAGGAGGAAAGGCCCAGUUGGACCCAGGGGCCUGGAGCUAUCAUUGGAGAACAUUCUCAAAUUGGGGAGCAAAAGACUCGGGAAACCACACCUGAAAAUAAAAGGACACAGAUCAGCCAAGAUUUUUCAGGAAGGAGUUUGACUAUUGACACUCUGACAGACAAUGAAACCCAGAUUGUGGAAGACAAUCACAGCUACUAUUUAUCCCGCAUUUAUGGUCCCCAAGAGAUGCGAGCCAAGGAACUUUGGGUCGAGGUGGCUGAAGCCAACAGGAGCCAAGUCAAAAUCCAUGGAAUCCUGUCCAAUACACACAGACAGGCUUCGAGAGUCAUCCUAUCCUUUGAUUUCCCUUUCUAUGGCCAUUACUUGCGACAGGUCACCAUAGCAACAGGAGGUUUCAUUUUCAUGGGUGAUGUCAUUCAUCGAAUGCUGACAGCUACACAGUAUAUUGCCCCUCUGAUGGCAAACUUCAAUCCUGGAUAUUCACGCAACUCCACUGUCAAAUACUUUGACAAUGGAACCAUGUUUGUUGUCCAGUGGGAUCAAGUUUAUCUAGAAGGGAAAGAGGACAAAGGCUGUUUCAUCUUCCAGGCAGCUUUGUACAACAGUGGCAGAAUUGUCUUUGGUUAUAAGGAGAUUCCCAUGCCAGUGCUUGAAAUUAGUUCUACACAACAUCCUGUCAAAGCUGGUCUUUCAGAUGCUUUUAUGAUCCUUAACUCUUCCCCUGAAUCUCAGCAUCGGACCAUAUAUGAAUACCAUAGAGUGGAACUGGAUACCAGCAAGAUCACUAGUGCAUCAGCUGUGGAAUUUUUGCCCUUACCCACGUGUCUCCAGCUUCACAACUGUGAGGCCUGUAUGACAUCUGGCCUAAAUUUCAAUUGUAGUUGGUGCCAUGUUCUGCAGAGGUGCUCCAAUGGGUUUGAUCGAUACCAUGAAGAGUGGCUGGAAUAUGGUUGCGGCCAAGAAUCAGAGGAGAAGACUUGUGCAGAUUUUGAAGAGGAUGAACACUAUAUGUCUUCAAUUCCCAAUCAUAGCGCCUUUACACCACUUCCAGAAGACACCGUCACAUCAUCCUCCCAAUUUAUAGAUAGCUUGACUACAGAAGAUGACACAAAGUUGAACCAGAACCCAGGAGAAGAAGGUUUGAGAGAUCAUGUUCCUACAAAAAAGGGGGGAACCCAAAUCCAUACAGGAACAAUUGUUGGAAUCCUCCUUGCAGUUCUUCUGAUUGCUGCUAUUAUUCUUGCUGGCAUCUACAUCACCAGUAAUCCUACUUCAAGUGCUGCUUUGUUCUUCAUUGAGCGAAGACCACAUCAGUGGCCUACCAUGAAGUUCAGAAACCGCUCACCUUACACUGAAGUAGAACCAUCUGGUCAGGAAAAGGACAGUUUUGUUGAAGCAGAUCAGUGCUAAAGAGUAUACCUCCUUUAUUGCUCCUAUACCUUUAAAACAUCAAGUAUCUCCCAUCUACUGUUUUAUUUUGUGAUGGACACAGUUGAAGAGGGGAGGGAAAAACAAACAAAAUUAACAAGAAGCCCCAAGAGAGGAUUGGAAUGGGAUGAGCGGCAAAUUAAUUUCAUAAUAAAUAAAUAAAUAAAUAAAUAAAAUCAAAAUAAAUCAAGCCUAAAAAGAUUAAAAAGAGAGGCACGCGUAGCAUAGGGUUGCUGGAUAAAUCAUCAAGAAAAAUUAUGACUUCAUUGCAGAAGUAAUAGUACCUGACUAUCUUGCAUGAAUAUUGUCAGUUAUAGCCAUCCAUAGAUAUUAUGGACUAUAAGAAACAUCCUCUGCCCAACCCAGCUUUUGUAGGCAUUCUAACCAUAAAUGUACAGUGCCAAAAUACAGAUUAGGAAAGAGGGAACUAUAACCUUCUAGCUAAGAUUGAAGAUUUCCUGCUAAAUUUUCCUUGAAAGAUAGGAAGGGUUUUUUAAUUAGAGAAUCUUGGAACAGCUGGUCUGACUUGACUCUCAACACCUCAACCAUGUCACCAAAGUUAUUGAUUGAAGCAUCUCAGUUUGGGCUGGGCCUAAAAUGCAGCCUUCAUAUUUAUAUGCAGUGGUGGCAUACA